UAGGAUACAGACGACUGCAGAUUUCAGCCAGAUAAAAUUGCUGCGAAAAUGACUGACUACAAAUGGGUUUGGGGAGGCGAGGCAGCAUUGGAACAAGCUGUGAGAGAGAUAGGACCGAUGUCUGUUGUGAUUAAUGGAAGUCUGAAAUCCUAUCAACAUUAUAAAGGAGGAGUUUACUAUGAUGAAAAUUGCAAUGGAUAUGUAACCGAUGAAGUGCUAGUGGUUGGUUUUGGAACUGAGGAUGGAAUGAACUAUUGGCUGGUUAAAAACAGCUGGGGAACAGACUGGGGUGAAGACGGGUACAUCAAAAUUGCUAAGGAUAGAGGGAAUCACUGUGGAAUUGCUAGUUUUGUGCGGUACCCUGUCGUGUAACGAGCCAACUGAUAAGACAGAGCUUCAUCAAUCCCAGCUGAAUGAAAGUCCGGACUAUUUCUGUUAAUGCUGACUCAUUCAAAGACAUUGCUUUAAUUGUCUGCUGCAAAUUUAAAAAGUGAAAUAAUAACGAUUUUUGCAAAUUUCUAUCGCUUCAUAUAAAACCAAUGGCAUUGUCUGAUUGAUACAUAUCGCCACUGUAAAUGAUAGAGUGAAUAUAUUCCCCAGCUUGUAGAAGACAAUAAUCUGCAUGUACUGCUGAUGUCCAACAACAUAAUAAAGGCUGCCAGCAAUCAUUUGCAGAGC
Chiloscyllium plagiosum (whitespotted bambooshark) is the source of this 678-nucleotide messenger RNA. Its product is annotated as cathepsin J-like. Gene Ontology annotation, biological process: proteolysis. NCBI's taxonomy places the organism in Eukaryota, Metazoa, Chordata, Chondrichthyes, Orectolobiformes, Hemiscylliidae. Gene Ontology annotation, molecular function: cysteine-type peptidase activity. The record is from RefSeq and is a predicted model, not a curated record.